AUGUGCCCUUUACCCCGCGCCAAGGGUGCGCGCGGCCCCAUCUCGUGGCUGCACAACGCGCUCUGCUCCCCACAUCACGCAGCGCUGCUGCGAGCCCCCGUCGCCCUCUUCUUCCUGCUCCUCGUCGCCGUAUGGAUAUCGGGGGCGUUCCACUGGCCCUUGUUCUCCCUCCCCGCAUUAAGCGCCGUCGAAAGCGGCGUCGGGCCGUCUGAACUAGCUGUGGAAAUGGCGCGGCUGCAGGCGAUCGAGAGGCUUACCUCGAGACUGUCGAUCGGAUCGACGAAGCCGCGUGAUGACGAGGCAGCUGGAGACGACGUGAAGAGGAAAGCACCGCGAAAGGUGGCCGGCGGAAAUGCACAUCCGACAGUGAGUUGGGAUGAACGGGGGAGUGUGAACAAAGAGCCGAGUGGUAAGGAAGUCGCGCACGACACGGACUUGCCAGUGGAGCAGGAGACGUCAGCGGGAAAUGCAGGUGGAUCGCGAAAACGUGACGGAGUGGAGGUAGGGCGGCGGGAGGAUGCGCGCGAAGGGAUCGAUGCGUCGGAUGCUCUCAAUGGAUCGACUAUUGGAGAUGGGGGCAGCGGAAAAGGCACGGGCCGGGAGGAGAGGACGAGCGAGCCAGAGUUUAAGACGGAAGAGGCAAGAGAGGCAAGGCGGGGAGGGGAGAAGCGAGGUGAGGAAGAUGAAGGGAGGCGAGGUGGUGGCGGUGACUCUGACAGCGAGGAAGCCACAGGCGGGGUGGACGGUGAUCAACUCGAUCCAGCCACCCCCACCACCCAUGCUGAUGGCGCUGCUGCUACUGGUGCCGCUCUCAGCGGGAAUGAGGGUGAUUUCACUGCUGCUGCCCACGAUCCCCCGACUACGGCAGCUGCUGAGCGGGAUGCCGCAACCAACGUGUCGGAUCACUCCACGUCAUCACCUCCUUCCGACGAGAACGCGUCAUCAGCAUCGCCGAACGGGAACGACGACGUCUCGCAGGCGUCGCCAUCCGUCGCGCAGCCCUCAUGCGACGGCCGCCGUGUGUUCGUCUACUCCAUGCCGCCCGUCUUCAACGACGACAUCGUUCGCACGGCGUGCGACGACGACCCGCUGCUCGCAUGGCUCACCUGCGACGCCUUCCGCAACCGCGCGCAGGGUCCCCGCCUCCCCGCCAACCGCGACGGCGGGCGCGCGCUCAUCGCAGCGCUUCUGGCGGCGAAGAUGGAAACUGCGCAGGCGCGCGUGGAGCGGGAAGUGGAAGACACGGAAGGGGCGGAAGCGGGGGAGUGGGCGUGGCUGCACCGGUGGUACAGCACGGAGCAGCACCAGAUCGAAGCGCACUUCCGCACGCGCUUGGAGAACCACCCGUGCCGCACGCACGACGAUACCGAGGCUGACGUGUUCCUGGUGCCGGCUUAUAUGGGGUGGAACGCGUAUAAGAACACGCUUCACUCGGGCCACUUUCCGCACCCAGGUCUUGCGCUCAAGGAGUUUCUUCUCGGGCAGCCCGCGUUUCAGCGAACCAAGGGAGCGCGCCACGUGGUGGUGCUGGGGCGCGCGAUCUGGGACUUCGCCAAUUACAAGCAAGUGGACGACCCGCCGCAUUACAACGUUGUCUUCGUUCCGGAGCUCGCUAAUGUCACAUUCCUUACAGUCGAGCAGCCGCCUUAUAGAGAGAGCUACGCCAUGCCUAUAUUCUCAGUACCGUACACCACCACUUUCCACCCCGCGUCGCUCGCGGAAAUCAACCACUGGCUCGAGCUCGUUGCCGCGCGCCGCCGCCCAUUCCUCUUCUCCUACGUGGGCGGACGCCGCCCCUCGGGGACCACGAGCGGGCCACUGCGCAAGGCGCUGAUCGCGGAGUGCGAGCGCGCGGGGAACGCGACGUGCCUGUGGAUGAAAUGCACGGGCCCCGACGAGGUGGGGCAGGAGCUGCCGCUCUUCACGGCGGCGGACGCGGUGGCGGACGCAGGGACCGCGCUGGGGGCGGCGGUGGAGGCGGUGGUGGGGAGCGCGGCGCCGCGGGACGCGGAGGGGGAGGACGUGACGGAGUGGGUGCCGUCGGGAUGCUAUGACACGUGGCAGGUGGCGGUGGUGAUGCUGCAGAGCCGGUUCUGCCUUCAGCCGACAGGGGACAGCUCUGUUAGACGCUCCACGUUUGACUCGUUAUUAGCAGGCUGCAUUCCCGUGUUCUUUAAAGAGGACAGCUUUAACAUGCAGUACCCGUGGCACUUCCCCGAAGACAGGAGCAGCAUCUCCGUGACGCUGGACGAGGCGCACGUGCUGAAUGGGACGGUUGACGUGGCAGCUGAGCUGGCGGCGAUCCCGGAGGAGCGUGUGGCGAGCAUGCAAGCGAGGAUCAGGGAGUUGGUGCCGCAGCUGCUGUACCGCCACAUGGCACUGCCACGUGGCGGGGAAAGGGGGGAGGGGAGGGUUGGGGGGAAUGCUGAGGGUGGUGCGGUGGAGAUUGGUGACGGGGAGUGGAAGGAUGCUUUUGAUGUGUCGUUUGACAGCCUUCAGGCAUGCGCAGCAGCAGCACGCUGUGGUGUGGUGGCCUCCCCAUUGCUCACUGCCUGGAGUUGGAGCAGCAGAGUGGGGUGGCUGACAGGGGUGGAUGGGGGGCAGCUGCGGGUGUGGCAUGUCAGAGAAGAGUUGGAUCGACGGAGCCAAGGGGGCAGGGGACAAGGGGGCAGGGGACAAGGGCUCAAGGGGGCAGGGGGCAAGGGGGCAGGGGGCAAGGGGGCAGGGGGCAAGGGGGCAGGGGGCAAGGGGGCAGGGGGCAAGGGGGCAGGGGGCAAGGGGGCAGGGGACAAGGGGGCAGGGGACAAGGGGGCAGGGGACAAGGGGGCAGGGGACAAGGGGGGGAGCCAUGGGGUGAGUGAGGAGAAGCACAGCAGCAGGCAGUCAAGAGGAGGCAGCUCGCUUGGCAGCCACCAUGAAUGGGGGCCACAUGGCCAUGGGAUGGGUUAA
This is a messenger RNA of Closterium sp. Naga37s-1, 2949 nucleotides long. NCBI's taxonomy places the organism in Eukaryota, Viridiplantae, Streptophyta, Zygnematophyceae, Desmidiales, Closteriaceae. The record is from the annotation of a GenBank genome assembly.